Messenger RNA from Anolis carolinensis (green anole), 2779 nucleotides. It is a transcript of the gene b4galt2, whose product is annotated as beta-1,4-galactosyltransferase 2. Gene Ontology annotation, molecular function: galactosyltransferase activity. Gene Ontology annotation, biological process: carbohydrate metabolic process. The record is from RefSeq and is a predicted model, not a curated record. Lineage: Eukaryota; Metazoa; Chordata; Lepidosauria; Squamata; Anolidae. Gene Ontology annotation, cellular component: Golgi apparatus. Bases 288 to 1409 code for a protein of 373 amino acids. The transcript is spliced from 7 exons.
GGAGCCAGGCCCCAGCAAGGCCCCAGCCGCUCCCUCCCUCCCUCCCUCCCUUCGCCGCCCGGGAUGGGGCGCCGGGGCCGUCGCCGCCGUUGCUGGCCGCUUUGAGGCCGGGCCGGGCUGGGCUGGGGCCGGGGGAGCCGCCGCUGCCGCCGCGCCGUCCCCUGAGCCGCCCGGCCCGGGAGCCGAGAGCCAAGGAGGAGAAGGAGAAGAUCAGAAAGCGGCUUGGUGCCUGGGCCAGAGCCUCCUACUCUGUGCUCCCCUGAUGCUGGCUGGCCUGUGCCCAGAAGAUGAGCAGAUUGCUGGUGGGGGUGACCCUGGAGAGGAUCUGCAAAGCUGUACUGCUCUUAUGUUUACUGCACUUCCUCAUCAUCAUGAUUCUCUAUUUUGAUGUCUACGCUCAGCGGCUGGACUUUUUCAGCCGCUUCAAUGUGCGCAACUCGUCUUCUCGCACUCUUCUACCCUAUGUCAACGUCUCUCGACCAAAUGGCACCGCUGGGCCAUUGGGCUCUGAGCUCUUGGCCCCAAGUGCCAAGUCUGUUGGAAGCAACAGCACCAUCACCGAGAAGCCCUUACCACCCUGUCCAGAGAUGCCUCCUGGCCUAGUGGGCCGGCUCCUUAUUGAGUUCGGCUCUCCAAUGAGCAUGGAGAGGGUGCAGCGAGAGAACCCAGAUGUGCAGGAGGGUGGCAAGUACUCACCUCCUGACUGUGUGCCUCGCCAAAAGGUGGCCAUCCUCAUCCCUUUCCGCCACCGGGAGCACCACCUCAAGUACUGGCUGCACUACCUGCAUCCAAUUUUACGGCGCCAGAAGGUGUCCUAUGGCAUCUAUAUCAUUAACCAGUUUGGCGAAGAUACUUUUAACCGAGCCAAGCUGUUGAAUGUGGGCUUCCUGGAAGCCCUACGAGAUGAUGAAAGCUAUGACUGCUUCAUCUUCAGUGAUGUUGACCUUGUGCCCAUGGACGAUAGGAAUCUAUAUCGCUGCUAUGACCAACCCAGGCACUUUGCUGUCGCUAUGGAUAAAUUUGGUUUCCGACUGCCAUAUUCUGGCUACUUUGGAGGUGUCUCUGGUCUGAGCAAGACACAGUUUCUGAAGAUCAAUGGCUUCCCUAAUGAGUACUGGGGCUGGGGUGGGGAAGAUGACGACAUCUUUAACCGAAUCUCGCUGAAUGGCAUGAAAGUGUCCCGUCCUGAUGCCCGCAUUGGGCGUUAUCGCAUGAUCAAGCAUGAGCGUGACCGGCACAAUGAGCCCAAUCCCCAACGGUUCACCAAAAUUCAGAAUACCAAGGUGACCAUGAAACGCGAUGGCAUUGGCUCACUGCAGUACCGGCUGGUGGAGAAGCUGCGCCGUCCCAUGUACACCAACGUAACCGUGGAGAUUGGCCGGCCACCCCCGCGUCCCCCUCGGGGUUGACUCUUUGCUGCCUGGCCUUGCCCAUGGCCCCAUGCAUGAGGAGCUGUGUGUAUUCCAGCCCUGACUGGUUCAGAGGACUGUGUCCUGGCUCGGAGGACCUGUCUGCCUCCUUUGUGGGGAUGGGGGGAAAGGCCACGAAAGAGGUCUUUGCCUUGCCCUGGCCUUUGGCUGGAACCCAUCUCCUUAUCACUAAUUGGUUCUUCACAGUGCCCUUUCACAGAUUGGGGAGUGAAUGUUGAGUGUGUUACAGUGCCUGGCUUACUGCGUGAGGGUUCUGGCACAACCAAGCCCCAUUCCUGGUUGAAAGGUGUCCAAGAGGAGUGGAAGACAUGUGCCAGUCUUUGGCAGAGCCCAUCCCCUCCCUGAACUAUUUUGCAGGGCCAUGUCCCUAACAGAUUCCAGAAGUACAGUAUCUGUCCUUUCUUCUUCUUCUCCUCCUCCUCCUCUUCCUCCUCCUUCUCCUCCUCCUUGCAGCCUACAAGACUAUACUGCCUUCUUUAGCCCUUCUUUUAGGGCAUGGCAUGGUCCUGUGCCAAUUGCCAGCUAUCAAGGUGGUUCACUUGUGCCCAGUUUGAGAAAAACUUCAUCCCAGCAGAAGCUCCAGUAGGUCUGGCCACCGCCCACCUCCUUUCAUGGCUUGGUGCUGUCCCCUGCUGGGCCCUGGCUGUCAUUUUUGGGCUCUAGUAAGACAGGGGUGUUUCACACAAACGUUCAUUCAGAAUACUUGAGUGCUUCCUGGGUUAUUGUGGCAUGCAGCCUAUCUGGCAAAGGCCAACAGACACCUUGUUCCUUUACUGCUGGUAAGCUGGGCAGUGUAGUUGUCUCUCUCCAACAGGAUGGUUUCUGUUGCAGGAUGGGCUUGCCUCUUGUUUCCAUAGGCACAAAGUACCCUAAGAACAGUGUUACCAAAAAGAGGAAGGUGAAGGUGGCUUCCUAUCUCUUCCCCUUUCCCCUUCAAUCUACCAUCCUAGCAAGCAAUCCUACCAUCCCUGCACCAUCUCCCAGGCAAUUGGCCCUUGACCACACAUACUGCCCUUUUUGUCAAGCUGCCAUUUGCCACCUCUUCAAGCCAGGCCCCUGGGUCUACUAUCUGCUUGUGACUCAUAAUGGCCCUGUGCCUAGUAACCUGGAGCUAGGAAGCUGCUGGUGUCCCUUAGUUCUGUUUAUGGUGCCUGGCAGGUAGACUGCACCUGACUACUGCAAGGUGGCAGCUGGGCCAGGCUUGAAGCCAGGCAUCAGCGUGUUGCACAGCCCAGGUGUUGGUGACUUUUGUACAUUUGAAUGUUUUGAUCCCUUUUCAAGCCUAUGGUGAAUGCAGCACUGAUCACUAUGAUCAGACUUUUGUAUUCAGUAAAGUUUCAAAACUUGGA